This is a messenger RNA of Syngnathoides biaculeatus (alligator pipefish), 5288 nucleotides long. RefSeq names its product solute carrier family 12 member 6-like. Gene Ontology annotation, molecular function: potassium:chloride symporter activity. Gene Ontology annotation, biological process: chemical synaptic transmission; potassium ion import across plasma membrane; potassium ion homeostasis. Gene Ontology annotation, cellular component: membrane. Lineage: Eukaryota; Metazoa; Chordata; Actinopteri; Syngnathiformes; Syngnathidae. The record is from RefSeq and is a predicted model, not a curated record. The transcript has 26 exons. The coding region runs from base 830 to 4336 and encodes 1168 amino acids.
GAACGGCGACCGAGAAGGGACAAACCGUACGAUUCUCUGUUUUCGGUCGGACAAUAAGGAGCUGCGAAAUAUUGAGGCGUUCAAUGUUUCCACAAAUGUACGAAAUCGAAGCACAUCGCUGGAGGCGAACUUCCGACAACACCUGAGCGAGUCCCUUUGCCCGCGACCCCGCUCCAGCUCCCGAGCCUUCGUUUUGCCCGCGAUCUCGUCGACGACGCCCUGCCGAGCCGAAGCCCGGUUGGAAAAGCGAUGCCGAAAAGAUACACCCGCGCCGGUUUGCUCGGAUUGAAAGCCGUGUCCGCCCGGCCGGUUCCUCACUUACGAUUGGCGGCGUGACGUUGUCGUGUGCGUCUUUGGGGAGUCACUAAUUACAUACGACAAGAUCACGUAAUUUUAUUACAAAAUUUAUGUAAUUAUAAUCUAUUACAUUACCAUCAGAUAGUCUGUUGUUCAAUUCCAUGAUUGCAAUUUUAAUUACGUUUGAAAAAUAACAGCAAAAACAGAUUUUUUUUUUUUUUAUCCCCCCAUGUCACGUCAUCCUUAUACACCUGACACUUCUGAUUGGCUGUCCCUGGUCAUGUGCCAUUCUACACGACUAUUACAUUUUCAACAAGAUUACUUGUAAUUGUAAGCGGCUACAUUUUCAGAGUAACCUUCCCAAAAGCGCACAUUGCCUCGAUGGAGAAUGGCUGCUGGAAAAGAACAAAUUUUCCCAGCUGUCAUUAGCUGCGCUCGCUAGCCUGUGAGGCCGCCAGCAUCCCGCCUUCCCUCAAUUUUGUCGUCCCAAGUCCACACCCCCCUCCCCCCAAUUUUCCCGGAGGCCCUCGCCAUGACGUCCGUGCGGUUCACCGUGACGCCCACCAAGGCGGAAGACCACCCCGGCCUGUCCGACACGUCGCCCGAAAUCAGCUCCCGCUCCGGCACCCACGUGCGCUUCGGGUCCCGGGAAAGCGUCAACCGUAGCGAGCCGCCCAGCGACGCGUCGGGAGGGGUCUCGGCCCCGACGGGAGAAGGCGGGACGGAAACGCCGGACUACAGCAACAUGGAGCAAGGGGAUGGAAAUUCCAAACUGUCCAGCGUGUACAUCAACAACAGCCACGGCGCCGAUGACGACGACUUCUACGACAGGAACCUGGCCCUGUUCGAGGAGGAGAUGGACACGCGGCCCAAAGUGUCGUCUCUGCUCAGUCGGCUGGCCAACUACACCAACCUGAUGCAGGGCGCCAAGGAGCACGAGGAAGCUGAGAGCAACAGUGAGAAGAAGAAGGCCAAGUCACCGCGCAUGGGGACCUUUAUGGGCGUCUACCUGCCGUGUCUGCAGAAUAUCUUUGGGGUCAUCUUGUUCCUGCGUUUGACGUGGGUGGUGGGGACCGCCGGCGUGUUGCAGGGCCUCUGCAUCGUCUUCAUCUGCUGCUCCUGCACGAUGCUGACCGCCAUAUCGAUGAGCGCCAUCGCCACCAACGGGGUGGUUCCAGCCGGAGGCUCCUACUUCAUGAUCAGCCGCUCUCUGGGUCCAGAGUUCGGCGGUGCGGUUGGUCUGUGCUUCUACCUGGGCACCACCUUCGCGGGAGCCAUGUACAUCCUCGGAGCCGUCGAGAUCUUGCUGAUGUACAUCGCUCCAGAAGCGGCCAUCUUUAGUGCCAAAGGGCUGGAGAGCGAGGCUGCGGCCAUGUUGAACAACAUGCGUGUCUACGGCUCCGUCUGCCUCCUCCUCAUGUCCUUGCUGGUAUUUGUCGGGGUCAAGUAUGUCAACAAGCUGGCCUCUGUCUUCUUGGCCUGCGUCAUCGUCUCCAUCGUCUCCAUCUACGUUGGCGCGCUGGUCUCCGCCUUCAAGCCGCCGAACUUCUCGGUAUGUAUGCUCGGAAACAGAACCAUCAACGGCCACGAUCUCAUCGAUGACCAGUGCGCCAGAACCGUCCUGCUUUCGGCCGAGAGGGAGGCCGCCAACGAGACGUUUCUCGGGGACGGCAACAUCACGACGCCGACGAUACCGGAACCCAGUCCGAGCCCCGGUCCCGCUCUCCUGGAAAAGACCACGUACUUGUGGAGCCGCUUCUGCCAGAGCGCCGAGCUCAACGCCUCCUGUGACGACUAUUUCACUGCCAACAACUUCUCCCGUAUCAAAGGCAUCCCCGGUUUGGCCAGCGGCAUCAUCACCGAGAAUCUGUGGAGCUCAUACCUCAGCAAAGGGGAUGUGGUGGAGAAAGGCUCCUUGAGCUCCUCCCAGGGAGAGCACACUCCGUCCACACAGCAGCCUUACGUCUUUGCCGAUAUCACCACGUCCUUCACGCUGCUGGUGGGGAUCUUCUUCCCCUCCGUCACCGGAAUCAUGGCCGGCUCCAAUCGCUCUGGGGACCUGAAAGACGCCCAGCGUUCCAUCCCCAUUGGGACCAUCCUCGCCAUCCUCACCACCUCCUUUGUUUACUUAAGCAGCAUUCUUUUAUUUGGCGCCUGCGUUGACGGCGUGGUCCUCAGAGACAAGUUCGGAGACUCGGUCAAAGGGAAUCUGGUGGUGGGCACGCUCGCCUGGCCCACCCCCUGGGUCAUUGUCGUGGGCUCCUUCUUCUCCACGUGCGGCGCGGGUCUCCAGUCGCUGACGGGUGCGCCGAGACUUCUGCAGGCCAUCGCCAAGGACAACGUUAUCCCUUUCCUUCGGGUGUUUGGUCACGGCAAAGCAAACGGCGAGCCCACCUGGGCACUGCUGCUGACGGCCUUCAUCGCCGAGCUGGGUAUCCUCAUUGCAUCUCUGGACCUGGUGGCCCCCAUCCUGACCAUGUUCUUCUUGAUGUGUUAUCUGUUUGUCAACCUGGCGUGCGCCCUCCAAACCCUCCUGAGGACGCCCAACUGGAGACCGCGGUUCUCCUACUACCACUGGUCCAUGUCAUUUUUGGGGAUGACGAUCUGCCUGGCGCUCAUGUUCAUCUCCUCCUGGUACUAUGCAAUCGUCGCCAUAGUGAUUGCAGGGAUGAUCUACAAGUACAUUGAGUACCACGGAGCCGAGAAAGAGUGGGGGGACGGGAUCCGUGGGCUGUCGCUGAGCGCUGCCCGUUUUGCCCUCUUGCGGUUGGAAGAAGGCCCGCCGCACACCAAGAACUGGAGGCCUCAGCUGUUGGUUUUACUCAAGCUGGACGAAGACGCGCACGUCAAGUCUCCUCGCCUGCUGACAUUUGCCAGCCAGCUGAAGGCGGGAAAAGGCCUGACCAUCGUGGGCACCGUGGUUUCCGGCAACUUCCUGCACAGCUACGGGGAGGCUCUGGCGGCGGAACAGACCCUGAAGCUUCUGAUGGACAAGGAGCGGGUCAAGGGGUUCUGCCAGUGCAUCGUAGCGCAGAAGGCGCGCGAAGGCAUCAGUCACAUGAUCCAGUCCAGCGGCCUGGGUGGGAUGAAACCCAACACCGUGGUCAUGGGGUGGCCUCACGCUUGGAGGCAGAGCGAGGAUCCGCAGUCCUGGAAGACCUUCAUCCACACGGUGCGCAUCACCACGGCCGCUCACCUGGCCCUGCUGGUCCCCAAGAACAUCUCCCUGUUCCCCAGCAACAGCGAGCCGUGCGCCGACGGCUACAUGGACGUGUGGUGGAUCGUGCACGACGGCGGGAUGCUGAUGCUGCUGCCCUUCCUGCUGCGCCAGCACAAGGUGUGGCGCAAGUGCGGGAUGCGCAUCUUCACCGUGGCCCAGAUGGAGGACAAUUCCAUCCAGAUGAAGAAGGACCUGGCGACCUUCCUCUACCACUUGCGCAUCGAGGCCGAAGUGGAAGUUGUGGAGAUGCACGACAGCGACAUCAGCGCGUACACCUACGAGAGGACCCUGAUGAUGGAGCAGAGGUCCCAGAUGCUCCGCCAGAUGCGUCUCUCCAAAUCGGACCGCGAGCGAGAGGCUCAGCUCGUCAAAGACCGGAACUCCAUGCUGCGACUCACGAGCAUCGGCUCGGACGACGACGACGACACGGACGCCGGCGAGCGGGAUCGAGCGGCCGCCGGCGACGGAUCCUCGACCGAGCGCCAUCGUCGCGUUCAGAUGACCUGGACCAAAGAGAAGGCUUCGCAGUACCGGGCCGCGCACUCCGGAUGCUCCACGCCGGAGGGCUUCCGGGACAUGCUCAGCAUCCGGCCUGACCAUUCCAACGUGAGGAGGAUGCACACGGCCGUCAAGCUCAACGAAGUCAUUGUCAAUAAAUCCCACGAUGCCCGAGUCGUCUUGCUCAACAUGCCGGGACCGCCCAAGAAUCCAGAGGGAGAUGAGAACUACAUGGAGUUCCUGGAGGUUCUCACGGAGGGCUUGGAGCGGGUUCUGCUGGUCCGAGGCGGAGGGAGCGAAGUCAUCACCAUCUACUCCUGAUGGGACGUCAUCUUUUGAAAGGAGCUGUCUAUCCACUGGAAGCGAGAGGGCGGGGAAGGUCAUCCGCUGCAUGGUUAACUGCUCGAAGCAAACCCCCGCUUGUCACCCGUCGUCACUCUUUUGUCAUGACACGCACGCCUUUUUCCAUUCCACCGGCGUCAGACAGCAAGGAAUUCAACGAAGAAGAAGAAGAAGAAGAAAAAGCGCCGUGCUGUUGCGAAAGUCAAACGAGCGUGUUUUCCUGCUGACGGUCGUUGCAAGAUGUCAAGUGUCAGAGGCUGUCGUUACUCUGAUGAGACUCAGGGUUCAAUUUUUGUCUUUUUACUUAUUAGCGCGAUAAGGUAUGUUCAUUCCAAACGUCGGAAUAUUCGUCUCGCUUCGCACUUUCCUUUCACUCGUCCCAAUUUAAACCGCUGUACAUGGAUGGGCACACUUUUUGGCUUUGCGUCCGGCGACCGAACGGAUCCCCGGUAGUUCUGCUGUGACGCUUCGGACAUUUCACACUUCUUCGCGUUGCACCUCCCGUGAUGACACUUUCCUGUGUAGCUGCAAUACCGUCAACAUUAGUCAGUAAUAAGUCUCCGAUGUUGGCGCUUUUCGAGACGAGACGAGAAAUGGACCAUCCCGAUAGAUAUGACCAGUAUGCAUGUGUGUGUUUUUCGAAGCUUUUCCCGCGCUGAUGUGCCGCCAACUGUGUGUGUGUGUGUGUGUGUGUGUGGUGUGUGUGUGUGCACGAAUGAGCGCUUGUUGCAGUCGAUGAGCUGUGAACUUUUUUUUUCCUUCUGCAGAUUUUAGUGUUACAGUGCAGGGAUUUAUUUGUGUUUGUCUUUGAAACAUUAUUUUAUUGCCUGUACAUACAUACAAGAUUCCAAAAUGUUUUUUUUUUUUAUGACAGAAUGAUGAAAUGUGGCAUUACAUUUGUUGGUGUUAACAUUUUGGAAAUAAAAUGAUU